Messenger RNA from Pundamilia nyererei, 2251 nucleotides. It is a transcript of the gene en2a, whose product is annotated as engrailed homeobox 2a. Gene Ontology annotation, cellular component: nucleus. Bases 420 to 1226 code for a protein of 268 amino acids. Gene Ontology annotation, biological process: regulation of transcription by RNA polymerase II; neuron differentiation; multicellular organism development. The transcript is spliced from 2 exons. The record is from RefSeq and is a predicted model, not a curated record. Lineage: Eukaryota; Metazoa; Chordata; Actinopteri; Cichliformes; Cichlidae. Gene Ontology annotation, molecular function: RNA polymerase II cis-regulatory region sequence-specific DNA binding; DNA-binding transcription factor activity, RNA polymerase II-specific.
UCGGGGGGCUCGUAUUGAAAAUAAGAACAAAACUCCAGAGUGAGAGUAUUAGAGCAUCAGUUUAGGAGCCUCUUUAUUUACCCUUAGUUUAGUUUAGGUGUAGGCAUUACCGAGCACGCUGAUAUUGGAUGACACUAAAUUGGAUGGUGCGCAAAUGGCAAAUGUUUUAGCUGUGCGAGAUCAGUUGUAACCCGAGAUUGGGGGGAUAUAUGUCAAAAAGUAUGCUUUUCUCAGAGGACACAGUCGCAAGGCUUUGCAUGGUGUCCGAGGCACUCACUAGUAUUUGAGUUUUCUUUUUUAUUUAUUUUACUCGUGCAGUUUUUGCAGUCUAAUUCCCCUAAAGUUGUUCGCGAAUUUUAUUGCAACGGGGAGAGCGAUAAAGGGGUUAAAGAGAGUAAAGCGGGGGAAAGUGAAUCAGUAUGGAAGAAAAUGAUCACGGCAACAGAGAUGUGGUGGAGCGGCAGGAGUCGGCGGACGAAUCAAACAGAGCCAUCCUUCCCCUCUUACAGGCGCCGGAGAACCUGCAGAUCCCUCACCGGGUCACCAAUUUUUUCAUCGACAACAUCCUGCGGCCGGAUUUCGGACGGAAAAAGGACGGUGGCGCAAACCGCGAAGAGAGUAGCCUUGCGUCGCGGGAGAGCCACAACAGCCCAACCGCCCCUCAGACCGAACCGGUGGGGAGCACUGUGCCAGCAGAAGGGACCUCCACUCCACACACGGUUACCGGGACCAAGAAGCCUGCUAUAGCCGCCGAGGAGCCCCUGAAACCCCGCGGGGAGAAUGGAGACCAGUGCCUAAGCUCAGACUCAGACAGUUCCCAAGCCAGCUCAAACCCAUCCAUGUCUCAGCCCAUGCUGUGGCCAGCCUGGGUCUACUGCACCAGAUACUCGGAUAGGCCUUCUUCAGGGCCAAGAUCUCGGAAACCAAAGAAGAAAACGACCAGCAAAGAGGACAAGCGACCACGGACGGCCUUCACAGCAGAACAGCUGCAAAGACUCAAAUCGGAGUUUCAGACAAAUCGGUAUCUGACGGAGCAGAGGCGACAGAACCUGGCGCAGGAACUGGGCCUGAACGAAUCCCAGAUCAAGAUCUGGUUUCAGAACAAGAGGGCCAAAAUCAAGAAGGCUAGCGGCGCUAAAAACUCUCUGGCCUUGCACCUGAUGGCACAGGGACUGUACAAUCACUCCACCGUCACGUCGAAAGACGAAAAAUCAGACAGCGAUUGAUUUCCAGAGAAGUAAAAGCAGCCUCCUGACGAAAAAGAACCUAUAGUAAUCCUAUUAUAGAUUUUUAUAGAGAUAUCACAGAGAAAAAAAAACUCUACUUACAGGAAUAUUUAAUGAUGCCACAGCAGAUAAAAAUACUACAAAGUACUAUUACUAUUACUCAACGCUAACUCAGUAGCCUACAGAUGUACAUCGCGUCCAGGGCACCGUUAAAAAUACAAUACUACAAAAAAAAAGUAAGAAUAAGAUCGCUACUACUUCGAGUCCCUACAGGAAUUCUAAUGCUACCAUAGGUCUCUGUAUGUUCCUAUGGGAAUAUUAUAGUGCUUUUUCGUUAUAUGGGAGGUUUAGACAAGCCUACAAUGCAAUAAUUUCACCGAAUAAAGGGCCAGUGUAUAGAGUAUACCAGCAUAAAUUGUUUGAAAAAAAGAGAGAUAUUUCUGCAAUAUCACGUCUAUAAAAGAUGUUGUAUAAAGGUAUGUUUUCAUUGUUUGUUGUCCCCCAACCCAACCCAGCCCAGCCCAAGCUCAACCCCAACAACACCCCCUGAGGUACAAACGCUUACUCCCUUCAUUUUUAUAUACCGUAUAGGAUUACUGCUACCCAUGAUUGUCAUCGUUUCACAUUUUACUAACUGGCACCUGACGUUUGGAUUUGUCAGUGAAGUGAGCAAACUUUAAGUCCAAAGAAUAUUUUUCUGCUGCAUCCAGGCUACUGUGAAUUUAAAUAAAUGCUAACGCGGUUUUUAUCUUCCAUGCUUGUUGGGUUUUUGGGGGGAGGGAGGGUUGAUUGUGUUUGAUGUAAAAUAGGCAGAAGAAGGUGUUGCGUGUCAGCUGCAAAACUAAUCGGGCAGACUCUGAAUUUUGAUACUGUUUUUUUAAAUUCACAGUUUCUUACAAGUGACCGGGAGAGGUAGGGAUUUUUUUCUCUCUAACACACCACUUAACUAAAAUGCUAAUUUAGGCCUUGCUUAUGUUUGUGGUCAUCUCAUAGCCUUUAAACAAAUAUUAUGUGCGUAUUCCAUU